Oppiella nova is the source of this 752-nucleotide messenger RNA. The record is from the annotation of a GenBank genome assembly. NCBI's taxonomy places the organism in Eukaryota, Metazoa, Arthropoda, Arachnida, Sarcoptiformes, Oppiidae.
UGGACAGGAGUCAAUCGCAUCUAGUCUUGGCGCUGAUGUCACUGCAGGACUUGUUUGCGCCGCAGAUUAUCUACGAGGAGACCACCGCUCAGUGGAUCAACUGUCACGACGUGUUGCACUUCUUUGGAGCCGAUUCGGGCGAUGAAUUGGCGAGUGGUUCCCGAUUGCGGUUCUUGUGGUCGUCCGAGGAGUCAGGGUUUCGACAUUUGUAUCAAAUAGAAGUCGAAUUAGUGGCCAAUAGUCCGGGCGAUGAUAGUAUGAGUGAACACCAGUCCGAUGAGAAUACCGGUGAACCAGUGGUGACAGCGAAAGAGGAUACUAACGGUGCGAAACAACCUAAACUCGACCAGAGAACAGAUUACUCGCAACGAAGUAAAUCAGGAAACAGUAGUGAUGAAGGGAAUACCAGUGCUAAUGGCACCACUUUUGGCACCACUCCUAAUAUGUCACACAACUCGGACUACGGUCGACACCAAACCACCGCACCCUUCGAGUCCAUAGCGACGUUACGCUCAAAACUGGUCAGUAAAUCGCAGUUAACUCACGGCAAUUGGGAGGUGUCGGACAGGGAUGUCUGGUGCGACGAACACCAGGGACUGGUCUACUUCUGCGGACUCAAGGAGUCGCCGCUGGAGCGGCACCUGUAUGUCGUGUCACUUAAUUACCCGAAACUGUCGCCCAAACGGCUGACCGCCGAGGACUUCUCGCACACGACCAUCGCGUUCAACCCGUCGCACAAGUACUUCGUGGAC